Molecule: messenger RNA, 1098 nt
Organism: Fusarium mangiferae
Lineage: Eukaryota; Fungi; Ascomycota; Sordariomycetes; Hypocreales; Nectriaceae
Exons: 3
Coding region: 1-1098 (365 amino acids)
Source: RefSeq, a predicted model, not a curated record
AUGGUUGCCCAAGCUCAAGCUGUCUCUGUGUCUCUCCAGGACCUCAAGGAUGGCAACAUUCCUUUUGAAACACUCAAAGAAGCCUUUGGUCCUGAUUCUCUCGGGAUUCUCGUCGUAAAAGACGUUCCCAAAGAGUUUCCCGAACUAAGACACCAAGCUCUCUCUUACGCUUCAUAUCUCGGCAACCUCCCCAAGGAAGAACUUGAGAAGCUUGAGAACGCCAGAGCUAAGUAUCUGACUGGCUGGUCGCUCGGAAAAGAGACUCUCAAAAAUGGUCAAGUCGAUACCUUCAAGGGUUCAUACUACGCCAACUGUGCAUUCUACAUCGACCCGUCUCUCGAAUGCGCCAAACCCACUGAGGAGUUCUCCAUCGACACAUUCCCCGAAUAUCUCGCCCCCAAUGUAUGGCCACCAGAGAAUGUCCUUCCAGGUUUCAAGCCCUCUGUCACCUCGCUAUGCCGCCUCAUCAUUGACGUAGCUGUUCUUGUUGCGCGUGCCUGCGAUCGCUUUGCGCAAGAGGAUAUCCCAGGUUAUCCAGCCGGAUACCUAGAGCACGUUGUCAGCACUUCUAGCACCACCAAGGCCCGUCUGCUGCACUACUACCCUCAAGAAAAUGACCCUGCUGCCAAUGGCGGUGAUGAGGAUGAUUGGUGUGCUACGCAUUUGGACCAUGGAUGCUUGACUGGUCUUACAUCAGCCAUGUUUAUCGACGAGCACAAGACAAGCCCUGCUGUGCCAGAAGUUACAAACUUGAACGGUGCUUCUCUUCCACCUCUUGAUGAGCUUCCCUCAUCCCCUGAUCCUUCAGCUGGUCUGUACAUCAAGUCUCGUACAGGCGAGACAGUUCAGGUCAAGAUUCCUCGCGAUUGCAUUGCUUUCCAGACUGGUGAGGCUCUGGAGCGUAUUACUGCCGGUCGUUUCAAGGCUGUGCCUCACUUUGUCAGAGGCGUAAGAGCUAGUGUUAGUGACGGAAAGAUCGCGCGCAACACGUUGGCGGUGUUUACUCAGCCUAACUUGGGUGAAGAGGUGGAUAUCAAGCAGCACCUCACUUUCGGAGAGUUUGCUCGGGGUAUUGUUGAUAAGAAUACUGUUUCAUGA